This is a messenger RNA of Anoplophora glabripennis (Asian longhorned beetle), 1422 nucleotides long. Its product is annotated as putative odorant receptor 71a. Gene Ontology annotation, cellular component: plasma membrane. Gene Ontology annotation, biological process: sensory perception of smell; detection of chemical stimulus involved in sensory perception of smell. The record is from RefSeq and is a predicted model, not a curated record. Bases 164 to 1372 code for a protein of 402 amino acids. The transcript has 7 exons. Gene Ontology annotation, molecular function: odorant binding; olfactory receptor activity. NCBI's taxonomy places the organism in Eukaryota, Metazoa, Arthropoda, Insecta, Coleoptera, Cerambycidae.
UUCAAACGUCAAGAAAUCAUUCAACAUGACAGACUGGUGGGACAUCCCGUAUUUUACCGCAAUUUAUACAUUUUUAAAAACUAUGCAGCAGAAAAUGUAGUAUAUUUACAUGUAAACAGUUGUAUCGGCCUAGAUUGAAAAUUUGCGGCGUCUGACGAACAACAUGGUGAUAAAGUUUCCUAAACCCGGUGAAUUCAUUUUGAGAGAUGACCACAUGGCAUCGAUGAGGAAAUUUUUGAAAUUGCACGACUUUGAUGGCAAGACAAAGUAUUUCUGGAUCGGCGUCAUAAGCUUAGAAAUUCUUCUUCUCGUUAGUAGAGUUACGGUUAUAUUCCAAUGUCUAGAUAGACCGAGAAGGGUUGUUGAUUUGAGCGCUACAAUUCCUAUAACGAUAACGGCUUUGUUGAAGGCGAUUUACCUUUACUUCGAUAAAAAUCGAGUGAAGUACUUAUACAAUACGAUCGAGUCAGAAUUUUGGGAUUUUCGAAUUUGCGGGCCAGAAGUACAGAAACAAGCGAUUACUAGAUACAAAUACAGCAGUCUAGUCUUAUGGAGUGUCGUAACAAAUGUGAUUAUUUGUUAUUUACUUCUCCAGAUUUUUCCGAUGACACCAAUGCAAUCGGAGAGCGAUAGGUUGUUGCCCAAGGUCGUCUGGAGUCCUAUCGAUUUAAAUCCUAGCCCCUUACAUGAAAUUGCGUUUGUCAUUAUACUCCUAAAUGGACUACUGACUGCCUUGACCAAUAUAAUCUACGACUAUUUCUAUGUGUACUGCGCGCAGCAUCUUGUUGUACAGCUUAUGAUACUCCAAGACCUGUUGAGAAAUAUAACAGAGGACGUUAUGGUUGAUUUGUCAGACGUGGAGAAAUUCAAUUCGGAAGAUUUCCAAGACACUGUUAUGGAUAGGAUGAAGAUUUGCGCGGAGAAUCACUCCAAACUGUUAAAGUAUGGUGAAAAUCUCGGACGUUUCUGUUCACUAGUUCUGGUUCCACAACUAGCCCUAACUUACGCUGGACUGGUGGUUAGUGGAUUCAUAUUAGCUACGGACGGGAGCAGCUUUUACCAAGAUGUAAUGUAUUUCAGUCUUUUUUUGAAUACCUUGGUCGAGCUGUCUAUUUUCGCGAUACCCUCUAGCCACAUGAACACGCAGAGCUUAUUGAUGCUAGAUGCCAUUUAUGAUUCUAAAUGGUAUCUCUUUAAUUCCCGUAUGAAAAGAGCCUGUACGUUUAUGAUGAUGAAUGGACAGGAAGGGAUCUCAGUCAAAGCAGGAGGAAUCACUAAAAUAGACAACUCUCUGUUGGUAGACAUGAUGCAGAAGGUAUUUUCAGCAAUUACAUUGAUGACAGCUCUAAUAGAUGCAAAUCAAACAAAAUAAUACGAACUGAUGGUUCUGAGGUUCGAAUUCAGUAAUUGCACAUAUUCACC